Molecule: messenger RNA, 791 nt
Organism: Phalaenopsis equestris
Lineage: Eukaryota; Viridiplantae; Streptophyta; Magnoliopsida; Asparagales; Orchidaceae
Product: probable plastid-lipid-associated protein 3, chloroplastic
Exons: 3
Coding region: 1-630 (209 amino acids)
Source: RefSeq, a predicted model, not a curated record
AUGGACGACUUGGGAAGAAGAUAUGAGCGAUCAGACGUAACUCGUAAUCAACCAUUGUUGUCAUCCCCUGAAUGGUUUGUAUAUGCUUUAACGUUCUUAUCAUUAAAAUUUCUUAGGUACACAGCUUUUUCGGAGCUCUUACCUCUUCUAGCAGUCGGCACUACUCCGGCUUUGAAAAUUAAAAAGAUUUCUCAAUCCAUUGACAGCAAAAAUAGAACCAUAGUCAAUACGACAACCCUUGCUAGUCCAUUUGCUACUCUCUCUUUCAGUGCAUCAGCUUCAUUUGAAGUACAAAGUCCAUCCAGGAUUCAGGUUCAGUUCAAAGAGGGAGCCCUUCAGCUUCCGGAAGUAUCAUCAACUGUGAAUCUUCCUGAAAAAUUUGAAAUAUUUGGACAGAAGAUUGAUCUGCAUCCUGUUGAACGGGCACUGAAUCCAUUACAGCAGGCUGUCGCCAACAUCUUCCGCGUUAUAUCUGGCCAGCCACCUCUCAGGCUUCCAAUUCCUGGAAACAGGGCGAAAUCUUGGCUGUUAACAACCUAUCUUGAUCGGGAUUUUAGAAUUUCAAGAGGAGACGGUGGCCUGUUUGUGCUCGCCAAGGAAGGAAGCCCUUUGCUACAGCAACUCUCAUGAAAUCUGUUUGGACUCGUAUGUAAGAAUUUUAUAAGCAUUGUUAAGAAUUUGAGUUCGAAUCUCAUUUAUGUCGUGAUAAAUGACAUUUUGUCCAGUUUUUGGUAGGAUCUUUAUUUUAUUUCUGAUUUGUGAAAAAAAUUGCAUCUUUUAGCAUUGAAUAA